Messenger RNA from Anastrepha obliqua, 2017 nucleotides. RefSeq names its product lysosome membrane protein 2. The record is from RefSeq and is a predicted model, not a curated record. Gene Ontology annotation, cellular component: cytoplasm; membrane. The transcript is spliced from 7 exons. Lineage: Eukaryota; Metazoa; Arthropoda; Insecta; Diptera; Tephritidae. Gene Ontology annotation, molecular function: scavenger receptor activity. Bases 266 to 1948 code for a protein of 560 amino acids.
AAUCUAUAGUCAGUUGACGUUGGGACCUUAUCAAAUACUAAAUACGAAUUGAAACAUGUCGGAGUCAAUUUUUAAUUAUUUCCACUAAGUCGUGACUACAAUAGCUCUAGUUUUCAAUACACCGUAUUUGUAAAACUGUUUAAAGCUCGAUGAUUAGAAAACGUCAGAAGUGAAUUUUGGUAAAUGCUACAUAUUUUAGUAGGAUUUGUGAAACUAAAAAAACGUCGAAAAAUACGGUGAUAAUUUAAUUUUCUAUAUUUUUAAUAUGGAGAAAAUUGAACCACAACAAAACUUCAAUGACAUCAUAACAUAUGAGGAAACAAUUCAAGAAUAUUCUAUACAAUGCAAUGACAGUAAAAUUAAUUCCUUAAAUAGGAAAAAUUCUAUAUCUUUAAAGAAGGAAUGUAAUAAAGGCAAUGGAGUGCAGAAUCAAGAUUUAUUUGGCGCCGUUUUUGAAUUAGCUGGACUGAAAGAAAAAGAAGGCGCAAAGGAAUUCGGAACAUUAAUACUUCUGGGAGUAAUGCUACUACUUUUUAUCAUAAGUAUUAGUGGAUUUUUCAUCAUGUGGUUCACAGAGUACUAUAAUAAUACAAUGCUUUCGCAAAUAGUCUUAAAAAAUGAUUCCGAAAUAGCUAGAAAUUGGAUGGACCCAAACCCUAAAUAUGACACAUUACUGAAAGUGCAUAUAUUCAACUAUACAAACAUAGAUAAAUAUUUGGCUGGAAUAGAUGAUAAAAUCAAGGUGGAGGAUAUUGGGCCUUUAACAUAUAAAGAACAUACAACAAAAGUAAACGUUUCGUUUAAUCAAAAUCAUACCGUUACUUUUAGGGAUCAUAGGUCGUACGAAUUCCUUGCUGAAAAAUCUAGUUGCGGAGAAUUCGAAAAAUUUGUGCUUCCGAAUGUUCCGCUCAUAAGUGCGUCAACUAAAUUGGAAAAUAUGAAUAUGUUUAAAAAAAUUUUGGCGGUAAAAUUAAUUAAUGGGAUUAACGAAAAUGCUUUUAAACUUCUUAGCGCGCACGAACUUUUAUGGGGCUAUCGCGAUCCCAUAGUGUCUAUGGAUAUUGGAACCGGCUUAACACACUUCGGUUUAUUAAUGACUCGAAACGGAACCAGUGUCGAUUCUUUGCAAAUAAAUACGGGCGAAGACGACAUUCGCAAAUUUAGCAUAAUAACGCAAUUUAAUGGAAAACCCCUUUUGGAUUUCUGGAGUGAUGAUGAAUGCAACCGUAUUGAUGGUUCAGAUGCAACAAUGUUCCCACCUCAUAUCUUAGAUAAUAGAGAAGACUUGCAAGUUUUUCUACAAGUACUUUGCAGAAAAAUUCCAUUACAUUUUGAGAAGGAGGUGACAAUUCUUAAUAACAUUGACGCAUUACGUUAUCGCACCACAUUGAAUGUAUUCUCUAGGCCAAAUGAAAAUCCAGAAAAUACAUGCUAUUGUCGUAAUACCCAGCUUUGUUUACCUAAUGGAGUAAUUAAUGCUACAAAGUGCUACAAUGGCGCGCCAAUAUUUCCCUCUUUUCCACAUUUCUUCUCGGGUGACCCCGAAAUUUAUAAGGAUAUUGAGGGAAUAAAACCCAUACAGGAACUCCAUCAAACAUAUGCCGAUAUCCAUCCACGAUUUGCAUUUCCUAUAAGUGGAGCAUCCCGAAUACAAAUAAACAUUGCAGUUCACAAGGGUCCAAUUUUAAGAAAUAAAAUGGAUCGAAUAAAAGAAGGAACCAUCCUGCCGCUUAUAUGGAUUGAAAUUACGUCAGGUGACUUUACCGAUGAAAUUAUUGAUAACCUUUAUAUAAGCACAUUUGGGUUAAAUGCAAUUCAGUAUGCUUUGAAAUACGGCACCUUGUUUGCUUGUAUUAUUUCAUUUGCACUAAUCGUUGGUGGAUUUUAUAACUUAACGCAAAAACGAAGGCAGCACUCGGUUUCAGUUCAGAGUAAAACUUCAACCUAAAAUAGAUAUUAAGUAUUAAUAAAACAAAACCAAACUAUGUAAAUAUAGAAAUAAUAGUUUUUAAUUAAU